Messenger RNA from Trametes versicolor FP-101664 SS1, 732 nucleotides. RefSeq lists its product as uncharacterized. NCBI's taxonomy places the organism in Eukaryota, Fungi, Basidiomycota, Agaricomycetes, Polyporales, Polyporaceae. The record is from RefSeq and is a predicted model, not a curated record. The annotation marks the transcript as partial. The transcript has 2 exons.
GUACCCAGGCUUGAGGUAGGGGGCGCAAACUGGGUCAUCUUCAAGGACCGUUUGCUGUGGGCCGCGGAUGCGAAGGGCGUGCUGGGGCACCUCGACAGGACGUCGAAGGAGCCAGAAGCGCCGGCGCCGAGAACAGCGGCCGCUGCAACAGCGGGCGAUGGAAGCGCGGGCGGCGCGGCAGGCCAGACUGGUCAGGCUACCGCGGAGACUCCCGACCCGGCGCAGACGAAAUACGAUACCGAUAUCGUCGAGUGGCGCAAGCGCGAGGCGACGGCAAAGCAGUUGGUCGCCAGCACGAUUCCCGACUCGCUCUUCAUGAAGGUGCGCGGCCGCGCGACGGCGUGGGCGAUCUGGGAGGCCAUCGCGGCUGAAUUCGAGAAGAAGUCGCGCAUGUUCACAGUCAACCUGUGGCGACGACUCCAGGACCUGCGCUGCGGGGAAAAGGACGAUGUCAGAACUCAUUUUGCGAAAAUGCGUACCAUUCAUGAAGACCUCGCGGCCAUGGGCCAGCCCCCGUCCGAAGACGACUUCUACGCCAUCAUCCUCGGCUCGAUGCCUCCCUCCUAUGAACCGUACCUGUCUGCCCUUUCUGCGGCGAUGCGCGCGACGGAUAAGCUUCUGUCGCCCGACGACUUGAUGGACGGCUUGACUGAGGAGUACGAGCGCCAACUUUUGAGGUCGCGCGGCGGCCAGAGUCGAGACGCAACGGAUGUCGCAUUGACCGCCAAUGAU